AUGAUAGCACCCAAAAGUAUAAUAAAAAAUGGAAAUGUAAAUGGUAAAAGAAAUAAUCAUAACGUAAAACACAAAAACAAUGCUUAUGUAAGUAGUCCAAAAAUACGGCGAGUCUUUGUCAUCGGCGUCGGCAUGACGCCCUUCACCCGACCUGGCCUCGACCUGACCAUCGACUACCCCAAUCUGGUUGAGGUGGCGGUGAAGGGAGCCCUGGCUGACGCCCACCUCCAGUACGGCAGUGUGCAGUUUGCCGCCGCCGGUUACGUCUUCGGCGACUCCACCUGUGGCCAGCGAUCGCUCUACCCCCUCGGCAUGACCGGCAUUCCCAUUGUCAACGUCAACAACAACUGCUCCACGGGGUCGACGGCGCUGGCCACCGCAGCCAGCGCCCUGCAGACGGGCCGCUAUGACUGCGUCCUGGCGGUGGGCUUCGAGAAGAUGGAGCGAGGGGCGCUGGGCGCCAAGUACCGGGACCGCGUGGCGCCCAUGGACCGCCACGUGGCGGUGCUCAGCGAGAUGCAGGCGGAAGGGCUGGCGCCGGCGCCCCUCACUGCGCAGCUUUUUGCCGCCGCAGGACGGGAACACAUGCGCCUGUACGGCACCGAGGAGCGCCACUUCGCCGCCGUCGCCGCCAAAAACCACCGACACGCAGCGGCCAACCCAAAUGCUCAGGUGGCGGCCAACAGGCAAAAAGAAGCGGAUGAUUUAAAAGAGGAUGAGGAAGGGAAGGCGGAAGACUUGGAAGCUGCCGUUCUGCGCUCUCCGCCCGUCUUUGACUUUCUCACCAAAAUGCAGUGUUGUCCCACCUCGGACGGCGCCGCCGCCGUUCUCCUGGCCAGUGAGGACUUCCUCCGAGCUCACCGGCACCUCGAGGCACAGGCGGUGGAGAUCCUCGCCCUGGAGAUGGUCACCGACACAGAGGCGACCUUCGCCGAGCCGCGUUCUGCCAUUCGACUGAUCGGCGGCGAGAUGACCGCCCUGGCGGCCCAGGCCGCCUACCGCCGAGCGGCGGUCACCCCCGCCGAGGUGGACGUCAUCGAACUGCACGAUUGCUUCUCUGCCAAUGAGCUGAUCACCUACGAGGCACUGGGCCUCUGUCCGAUUGGGCAGGCGAAGACGCUGGUGGAGCAGGCCGACAACACCUACGGCGGCAAGUGGGUCAUUAACCCCAGUGGUGGCCUUCUUGGCAAGGGCCAUCCACUGGGCGCCACCGGUGUGGCGCAGUGCGUCGAACUGUGCUGGCAACUGCGCGGUCUGGCCGGCCGGCGACAGGUGACCAACGCCCGGUUGGCCCUGCAGCACAACAUUGGCCUGGGAGGGGCAGCAGUGGUGGCCAUCUACCGAAUGAUGCACUCCGCUCAAAGCACGCGCAGAGAAC
Messenger RNA from Rhagoletis zephyria (snowberry fruit fly), 1378 nucleotides. Lineage: Eukaryota; Metazoa; Arthropoda; Insecta; Diptera; Tephritidae. The record is from RefSeq and is a predicted model, not a curated record.